This is a messenger RNA of Mustela lutreola (European mink), 8216 nucleotides long. It is a transcript of the gene MIDEAS, whose product is annotated as mitotic deacetylase associated SANT domain protein. NCBI's taxonomy places the organism in Eukaryota, Metazoa, Chordata, Mammalia, Carnivora, Mustelidae. The record is from RefSeq and is a predicted model, not a curated record. The coding region runs from base 1497 to 4823 and encodes 1108 amino acids. Gene Ontology annotation, biological process: negative regulation of DNA-templated transcription; regulation of transcription by RNA polymerase II. Gene Ontology annotation, molecular function: transcription corepressor activity. The transcript has 14 exons. Gene Ontology annotation, cellular component: histone deacetylase complex; transcription regulator complex.
GAGGCGAUUCUUAUCUGAGAUUGUCCACCACCUGCUGUUCAGCCGUGGGCCCACGAGACUUUCCUUCCAGUUUUAGAGCUGUGCUGAAUUCACCACCUCUUUUGGCUGCCAGGCUGGGGAGCCCUCCUUUCCAGCACUCCUUCCAGGACCAAAACCUGACCCCACCACCCCCUGGGGUGUGCCGGUGCCUCAAGAACAAGGUCGAAGAUCUGAGCCAGAGGGAGAGGACACCCGGACAGAUGUCAAUUUCUCAUGAUCAAACACAUCUCCACAUCCUCUCAGCUUUACAGGAGAGAAUUCUUCCCUACAGACUGCCGUUUAACUACUUUGUUGCUGUUUAUCAGAAACCAAAAAGGUGGUUUUUUGCUUGCAGUUUUGAAUACAGAGAGCGAAUUUAUUUUGGGCCGGAAUGAAUUUCAAGACUACUACUGCCUGAAGCUCCGCUUCUCAGGGCUCCACCCCAACCCUCUAAGGCGCUUUUGGCCCGCGAUGAAACACGGGAUGCUUCAGGCCCCAAAGAGAUCUUCUGAGAGUUGAGUGUAAAGGAAGAGGUGGAAGUCGCGGGGGAGGAUGAGAACAGAAACCAUUUUGCAGCGCCAACUUGGACGCUGGAACAGCCCCCCUGAAGUGUGAUAAAUGGUAAACGUCCUGCGCGCUUAGAACCCGUGGAAAUGACGAAGGACAAGCGUGCAGACCUUUGGAGGGAACGUGGGAGAGGAAACCUGGGUUUUAAGGCCCAGCUUAGGCGUUGUUUGGCAAAACACAGAGCACUUCGCUUUCUGACUUGACCUUCUAGCCUCAACGCGAAACUGAAAAACUUUCUCUUCCUCCUCCCCCAUCCUUUUGUCUGUGGGGUUGGGUGUGUUUCUCCUGGAACCCCCAGCUCGCCGGGGUCCCGGAAUUCCAACACCACCUUCCAGACCCAGGUUUGAGAAACAGGUUCGGUCGCGUUUCUUCCGCGCGUCAAGGACCCCGAGGGCUGCAGCCUCGGAGGACGACCGCCCGCGGCCCCCCGCAGCCGUGGGCCAGCCGAGCCGGGGAGUCGGCGCCUCCGGGGCAACCGGGGCGCGCAGAGCCGGGGGCGGGCGGCUGCAGGGCCCGGCGCGCCACCGCGCGAGCUGCUGGGUCACACGCCCGGGCCGCGCCGCCGGCUCCGCGAGGAAGUGACGACUGCGCCGUCCCGAGAGCAACAAAGUUUGAGUCUGCGGGCUGCGCUCGCCUGCGCCCCGCGCCCCUCUGAGCGGCCCUGGGAUCCAGCGCGCAGGCUCCAGGGCCUGUGCAACAUCAUGAACUGGGCAGAGUAGCCGAGCCCAAGAACCUCUCCGCCAAGCGCAAGGAAGAGCCGACCUGCUAUCUCCCCGUGCCUGGCCUCAUCCCUCUCCCGCUCUGCCCCCACUGGCUCCCGGACAAGAGCUGGGCUUCCAGCAGGACCUUCCCACAGGGGAUGGGCAACUGGUGAAGUAGGGCUCACUGCCAGGGGCCCGGUUGGCCACACCAUGAACCUCCAGGCCCAGCCCAAGGCUCAGAACAAGCGGAAGCGUUGCCUCUUUGGGGACCAGGAACCAGCUCCCAAGGAGCAGCCCCCACCCCUGCAGGCCCCACAGCAGCCCCCUGCCUCUCCACAGUCCACCAGAGUGAAGGAGGAGCCUUACUUCAGGCACGAGGGCCCGGCAGGGGCGGCCCCCGUCUCCCAGCCUGUGGAGCUGCCCCCUCCCAACAGCCUGGCCCUGCUGAACUCCGUGGUGUAUGGUCCCGAGCGGACCACGGCGGCCAUGCUGUCCCAGCAGGUGGGCUCGGUCAAGUGGCCCAACUCCGUGAUGGCUCCCGGGCGGGGCCCCGAGCGCGGAGGCGGCGGGGGCGUCAGCGACAGCGGCUGGCAGCAGCAGCCGGGCCAGCCUCCGCCCCCCACGACGUGGAACCGCCACAGCCUGCCUCUCUACAGUGGACCCAAGGGGAGCCCCCACCCCGGCAUGGGGGUCUCUACGUACUACAGCCACCCCGAGGCGCUGAAGCGGGACAAAGGAGCGGGGCCGCAGCUGGACCGCUACGGAAAUGCCGUGCGGCCGAUGAUGCCGCAGAAGGUGCAGCUGGAGGUCGGGCGGCCCCAGGCGCCCCUGAACUCUUUCCAUGUGGCCAAGAAGCCCCCAAACCAGACCCUGCCCCUGCAACCCUUCCAGCUGGCGUUCGGCCACCAGGUGAACCGGCAGGUCUUCCGGCAGGGCCCACCGCCCCCCAACCCGGUGGCGGCUUUCCCUCCGCAGAAGCAGCAGCAGCAGCAGCCGCCGGCGCCGCAGGCCGCUCUCCCGCAGAUGCCGCUCUUCGAGAACUUCUAUCCCAUGCAGCAGCCCCCCUCGCAGCAGCCCCAGGACUUUGGGCUGCAGCCGGCCGGGCCGCUGGGGCAGUCGCACCUGGCUCACCACAGCAUGGCGCCCUACCCCUUUCCCCCCAACCCUGACAUGAACCCAGAACUGCGCAAGGCCCUCCUGCAGGAGUCAGCCCCACAGCCUGUGCUACCUCAGUCCCAGAUCGCCUUCCCCCGGCGCUCCCGCCGCCUCUCGAAGGAGGGCGUCCUGCCUCCCGCCCCCCUGGAUGUGGCUGGCACCCAGCCUGGACAGGAGCCCACCAGCAACCUGUUCCUGCAUCACUGGCCCCCACAGCAGCCGCCGCCUGGGCCCCUGGGGCAGCCGCAUCCUGAAGCUCUAGGAUUCCCGCUGGAGCUGAGGGAGUCGCAGCUGCUGUCCGAUGGGGAGAGACUGGCACCCAACGGCCGGGAGCGGGAGGCUCCCGCCAUGGGCAGUGAGGAGGGCGUGCGGGCCGUGGGCACGGGGGACUGUGGGCAGGUGCUACGGGGUGGGGUGAUCCAGAGCACUCGACGGAGGCGCCGGGCGUCGCAGGAGGCCAAUUUGCUGACCUUGGCCCAGAAGGCAGUGGAGCUGGCCUCACUGCAGAACGCAAAGGAUGCCAGUGGCUCUGAGGAGAAGCGGAAAAGUGUGUUGGCUUCAACUACCAAGUGUGGGGUGGAGUUUUCUGAGCCUUCCUUAGCUGCCAAGCGAGCACGAGAGGACAGUGGGAUGGUACCUCUCAUCAUCCCAGUAUCUGUGCCUGUGCGGACUAUGGACCCAAAUGAGGCGGCCCAGGCUGGAGGUGUUGACGAGGAUGGGAAGGGUCCUGAACAGAACCCCACGGAACACAAGCCGUCCGUCAUCGUCACCCGCAGGCGGUCCACCCGUAUCCCGGGGGCUGAUGCCCCAGCUCAGGCUGAGGACAUGAAUGUCAAGCUGGAAGGGGACACUUCAGUGCGGAAACCAAAGCAGCGGCCACGGCCUGAGCCCCUGAUCAUCCCCACCAAGGCGGGCACCUUCAUUGCCCCUCCCGUCUACUCCAACAUCACCCCAUACCAGAGCCACCUGCGCUCUCCUGUCCGCCUCGCCGACCACCCCUCUGAGCGGAGCUUUGAGCUGCCCCCCUACACGCCUCCCCCCAUCCUCAGCCCUGUGCGGGAGGGCUCCGGCCUCUAUUUCAAUGCCAUCAUGUCAACCAGCAGCAUCCCGGCCCCUCCUCCCAUCACGCCAAAGAGUGCCCAUCGCACCCUGCUCCGGUCUAAUAGCGCUGAAGUCACCCCACCUGUCCUCUCUGUGAUGGGGGAGGCCACCCCAGUGAGCAUCGAGCCACGGAUCAAUGUGGGCUCCCGGUUCCAAGCGGAAAUCCCCUCGAUGAGGGAUCGCGCCCUGGCAGCCGCCGACCCCCACAAGGCUGACUUGGUGUGGCAGCCGUGGGAGAACCUCGAGAGCAGCCGGGAGAAGCAGAGGCAAGUGGAAGACUUGUUGACUGCCGCCUGUUCCAGUAUUUUCCCUGGAGCUGGCACCAACCAGGAGCUGGCACUGCAUUGUCUGCACGAGUCCAGGGGAGACAUCCUGGAAACGCUGAAUAAGCUGCUACUGAAGAAGCCCCUGCGGCCCCAUAACCACCCGCUGGCGACGUAUCACUACACAGGCUCUGACCAGUGGAAGAUGGCAGAGAGGAAGCUGUUCAACAAGGGCAUUGCUAUCUACAAGAAGGACUUCUUCCUGGUGCAGAAGCUGAUCCAGACCAAGACGGUGGCCCAGUGCGUGGAGUUCUAUUACACCUACAAGAAGCAGGUGAAAAUUGGCCGCAAUGGGACGCUAACCUUCGGGGACGUGGAUAUAAGUGAUGAGAAGUCGGCCCAGGAAGAGGUUGAAGUGGAUAUUAAGACUUCCCAGAAGUUCCCUAGGGUGCCUCCUCCCAGAAGAGAGUCUCCAGGUGAAGAGAGGCUGGAGCCCAAGAGGGAAGUAAAGGAGACCAGGAAGGAGGGGGAGGAGCAAGUGCCAGAGACCCCGGAGAAGGGAGAGCAGGAAGAGGGGCGAGAGCGAAGCCGGAGGGCGGCGGCUGUCAAAGCCACACAGACACUACAGGCCAAUGAGUCGGCCAAUGACGUCCUCAUCCUCCGGAGCCAUGAAUCCAAUGCCCCUGGGUCUGCUGGUGGCCAGGCCUCAGAGAAGCCAAGGGAGGGCGCCGGGAAGUCACGGAGGGCACUACCUUUUUCAGAGAAGAAGAAAAAACCGGAGACAUUUAACAAGACCCAAAAUCAGGAGAACACUUUCCCUUGUAAAAAAUGUGGCAGGGUGUUCUACAAGGUGAAGAGCCGCAGCGCCCACAUGAAGAGCCACGCCGAGCAGGAGAAGAAGGCCGCCGCGCUGAGGCAGAAGGAGAAGGAAGCGGCGGCUGCUGCGGCCACCGCAGCCGCCAACUCUCCCCACCAGCCGGCCCUGCGCGAGGAGAGCGGCGCGGGGGAGCGGGGCUGACGGCCCGGGGUGGGGGGGCCCGGCCGAGAGGGCGCACCGCGGCUAGCCCGAGCCCCUGCAGCCCCCGCAGCCCCCGCAGCCCCCGGGAGCCGCCAGAUGGAGCGCCCAGAGACGGCGCGGACUCUGCUCUGCAGAACCAGACAAUAAAAUAAACGGCUCUGGUAGUUAUCAAAGGCCCAGGAGCAGUCUUCAGGGCUGCAGGAUCCAGUUCUCUUGCAUUCGGGGUCGGAAGUUGUCUUCAGUCUUCACGCUCUCCUGGAACCGCAGAACAGCGAAGGUCCCUGCCGGCUGGGGCUGCCCCUCGGGAGGGCCGUCGCCGCCACCUACGCCGGGAUGUCUGCCACCCCGUUCCUCUUUGUGUGUCCCCGCCACCCCCCCCACCCCUUCGGUCGUGGAGAGCCAGGCAGGAUGGUUCUUCUCCCCGAGGACAUCCGAGGUGGCACAGGUCCUGCCCCCAAGCCCCCGGCCAAAGGGACUCCCCUGGAGGGAGUGUGGCGGUCCUCUCUGAGAGGGAGCUCAGCCUGGUACCCGUGCUGUCCCCUGUAUGACAAGGGCCAGGCCUACGCUGCUCCAGUGACCCAGUCCUCAGGCCACCUCCUCUGGGAGGAGAGCUGCCGGAAUGCCUAGAGGUCAGAGGACAGGUGCCUGUCCCUUUGCUGCUGGCCCGCAGCCUGCUGGGGCUGAACAGUUUCUUGAAUAGGGGUGGGGUGGGGGUGGGGCAGUGUUCCUCUCCGGAGCCGCCCCGGAGGGGCUAGGAAGGGUGCAGAGAGUGGAAGCUGCUGGGCUGGGCUGGAGGGAACUCUGAGAUAGACCUUUGACUCUCCUGCUUCCCACCUUUUUGCCAAACACCUUUGGGCCCUGGAGGCUGCAAAGGGAGCUUAUCCCGGGCCCAGCCUGCUCCCCCUUGGUGCGAGUUCCUUCCCUGCCUCUUUCCUGCCCUUGGCUGCUCCCCUCUAUCCCCAUCCCAUCUGGUCUAGUGCAGCCCCCAGUCCUGCCUGCUGGAGAUUUCUGGAUCCUUCCCUGGGAGGGCGAGGUCUCCUAACCAGAUUGGACAGGAGCCUUCAUUCCUUGACUUGUGUCAUUUGGGAGCUAUUUAUUUAUUCGUAAUAUUUAAUUUUUAACAUCCUCUCAGGGACCAGGGGCCUCCUGCUUUACAGAGGCCCAAGUGCAUUUAUCCCAAAACAAGGCACCUUCUUGGCAUCCACCCCACCCCCCAUUCCUAAGACCCUAAGGUCCCUCACCUCAUUGCUCUGGAAGCUCUUGCCAUUAGGAGUGAUAGUAGCACUGAAAGAGGGUAGAAAGGUGUAAGGUGUCACCAAAGCCACACACAGACUAGCAGAAGCAAGGGAGCUCAAAGGCAGUUCUUAAUUGCUACCUCUUCUCUGGCUGUAUUUUCAAGUUGCCUGAGGGGAUUGGCUGGAAGCCAGGAUUCUGGCCUUGUUUCUGGCUUGACUGAAGCCAUAUUUGGCAUGGAGUCACUGAAGUGAAGGGCUGGAAGUUUCUAGGGGCCCCAGCACUUGCCAGUCCUGUAGGAGGGCUGAGUUACUUUUCUAUCUUGUUAUUCAGCCUUAGUUGUGUUAAAAGCUACAAGUGAAUGCAUAUAUAUGACAGGUCAGCAGGUUAGGAAGGAGCUAAAAAUUCUGCCACUCUCCUUAUGAGAUAGCCAAAAGGCGCCUUGUCUGAUAGGGAGUGGGGAAGGAGUUUCUUUCUAAACUGCACUAACAGGUGUUUCUCAGCAUUCAUUGAUGCAUUAAUAUGGUUCUUCAGGACCCCAGUGAUGGGAGUAACAAAAUUCUUCUCCCUGCCAGACUCCAGGAAGCUACCUACAUCUUCAAGUUCCCAGUUAAUUUCCCCCAAAGGCUUCUUCAUGGUCCCAAGACUGCAAAAAUCUGGCAUACCCUCCGGAAACAGGAGGGUGGCAAAUUUAGGCUGUCUUCUCAAUCACUUGUAUAAUAAGAGUGCCUUCGCAGCUUUGCCCCAAAGUGCUACUUAUGUUUCCCGAGGUUUUUUCUAUUUCGGUAGUAUUUAGUUUCAGGCUCCUCUGUAGACACAUGGUAAGAGGAAACCUCCUUCGUUUAGAGUAAUUCUCCUAUUCUAAGCUCAUAGAAACCAGACUGGGUAAAUGUUGGUGGAGAAAAUCAAGCUGGUACCUGUGUAUUAAUUCCACCAGACACUGUAUUUUAGAAGGGCUCAUGCUCCAUGGUGGAGUCCUAUCUAGAAUAUUUGGUGAAAGUUAAAACGUGUAGCAGGCAGAUGCCAUUGUUCCAAGUGACCUGCGAACAAAGUAGGUGCAGCCAUAGGAGUUGGGACAGGUAUAUCCUUUAUGGUGCUUUCUCCCUGUGAACACAAUUAGCUCGUCUUUUGUUAAUUCUUUUUCUUACUGUCUUCUGUUCAGAGCUGUUUGCUUAAAGAAGUUAAAUGACAAACAACUCCGGCUUUCUGAUGCCCUCCCCACGCCAUCUCCCAUAUCCAUCUUCCAGUCUCCACCUACACUUAGCUAAGGGCAUGAAGCUAACCUAGUGCCUGUGUUCCAGACCAUUUCUGAGGUCUCUCACCCACCCAAGGAGACUGUGCUUCAGCACACUGUCCUCCAUGCCUUCAGCAGCCCCCCUCACAGCUAAGGGACACCCUCAUCCCUUCUGCCACCCCCCCUACCCCUGACACAGAGGUUGUAUGUUGCUUAUGUCUAGAGAGAUCCCCUAUAUUUAACUGCCUCAGUGACCUGACCUCUUUCUUCUCAUGUGCCAGAUGUUAAGAUGAAGGAGGAAUACAACACAUACUCAAGCCUCAGCUAUUUAAAUAUACUUUCCCUGGGGCUAUCUUUUUUCGAAUGGUAUUUAUUACCAGACUGGCAAGCCUAAAUCCUUAGGUUUACAGGAAGUAUGCAUAUUUUUAUAAAACAAUUGUAUGUCCUCCCCAUAUUUUGCUGUGUUAAUAUUUGCCUCUAACAGUUUGCAGCUGUUUCAACUUUCCCUCAUUUGUCUCUAAGUUGAAGGCCUUGUUUGGAGGGGACAGCACAGGAACAGCCUUGACAGUCUGUAAUUAUUGUACAAAUAUUUUAAUAGCAUAUAAAUAAGUAUAUUCCUUUUAUUUUGGAAAAAAAUGAUCAGACACUGCCUUUUGUGUGUUUGCUGCCUGUGGCACCCUUUUUUAAAAAGACUGUUACAUAUUAAAAUAGUGUGUAUAUAUAUAUAUAAAUAUUACCUCUUUUGCUGUACAGUUGUGAUAGACCAGACUGAAGAUUUUAUUUUUUGUGUGCUUUUUAUAAAAAAGAAAAAAUAACACACUAAAGUAAAUCUUGCGGAUGUGAUUGUAAUGUACCUAUGUAACUUAUUUACUUUUGAAUGUUCUUCUGUAUCUUUAAACCUUUUAUUAAAUAAGGUUUUAAAAAUU